Cynara cardunculus var. scolymus (artichoke) is the source of this 420-nucleotide messenger RNA. RefSeq lists its product as uncharacterized. The record is from RefSeq and is a predicted model, not a curated record. Bases 1 to 420 code for a protein of 139 amino acids. The transcript has a single exon. Lineage: Eukaryota; Viridiplantae; Streptophyta; Magnoliopsida; Asterales; Asteraceae.
AUGUCUCCAGUAACCCCCGAGAUUAGAGCAAGUGCAGAAAUCGUCACCGGGAAUGACAUUUGCAAGGCAAAGAUCCAGUCUCUGCUUAGCGAAUACGAGCUUCCCAGUGGCCUCUUGCCCGCAGAGGAUAUUGAGGAGCUCGGUUGCGUGAAAGAUACUGGAUUUAUGUGGCUGAAACAAAAGAAAGAUAUAGUCCACAAGUUUGAGAAGGCUAGCAAGCAAGUGUCGUAUGCCACUGAGGUCACUGGGCUUGUGGAGAAGUGCAAGAUCAAGAAGAUGACUGGCAUCAAAUCCAAAGAGGUGUUCAUAUGGAUCACAGUUAAUGAGGUCUUCGUUGACGGUCCACCAGCUAACAAGAUCACCAUGAAAACACCCACCGGAAUCUCCAAGAGCUUUCCGAAGGCGGCCUUUGAGGCUUGA